Molecule: messenger RNA, 1061 nt
Organism: Dichomitus squalens LYAD-421 SS1
Lineage: Eukaryota; Fungi; Basidiomycota; Agaricomycetes; Polyporales; Polyporaceae
Exons: 6
Coding region: 11-601 (196 amino acids)
Source: RefSeq, a predicted model, not a curated record
CCAGCUCACAAUGGGUCGUUGGACCCAGUAUGACGACGACUCGUACCGUCUGCCUGAGGGCAUGAAACGGGUUGGAUAUGAUUCGGACACAGGCAAGUACUACUUUCGCGACCAGGACGGCUCGCUCUGGGAGGGCCCUGACGGUGCUGAGUAUGGCGAGAUGAAGCGAGUUACGGAUGCCCCAGUAGUCAUCGGUGAUCCCUCGGCGGACGAUGUUAGUGACGAAGAGGCCGAGAUCGGCGUUCAUUCUCGUGCCGAUGGGUACCAUCCCCUCGCUAUGGACUCGAAUGGUACCGUCCACGCCGGGCGUAGGGUCCACGAUAAUACCAACGCGUAUCGCCUCAUCCUUCCCUUCUUCCUCAUCGUCGCAGUCGUGCUGCUACUCGUCAUUCGACUGGUACAUUCCUCAACGUCCAGCCCGCCCAAGGCCAUUCACUGCCCCGGUACGAGCGAGGCAUAUUACAUCUCUCGCGGUGAUACGUGCUGGGAUCUUGCCCAGACCCGUGGAUGCUCUGUGGACGAUAUCUUGAAUAUCAACAGCGACCUCAAGUGCGAGACGCUUGCUCUCGGCCAAUCUAUUUGCUUGCCUACCAAGGCUUGAUGCGUAAUGAGCGGACUAUUGAUUACAUUCUUCUCCCUGGAUCUCAUUGUAUAGUAUUGCAUGCGUGUCUCUUGUAAACUAUGUCUGCUCACUUAUCGUUGGCUUCCCCUGCUGUCCGUCCUUCGAGGGCAGCUUUGUCUGACCAGGAGAUUGAUCUGAGCUUAUACCUAGUCGACCGAGACACUCUCCCUUUGGGCGUUCUCAGCAUGCACUUCCGCCGUGCGUUGUUAUAGGUAUGACCUGUCAGUGCCUCCAUUCCAGCUUCGAAGUCGAGCUGCGGGAUAAGAGUAAGAGUGAUGGCAGCAACUAUUGACAGAAGAAUGUCAACUGCGAUACACAGCCUCCUACAGCGAACCUGUGCCCAAACACGCGAUCAAUGAGGCGGGUAGAUAUCGUUCCGUGCUUUCGUAGUCCAGCAGCGGAUCGUUUCUGAGUCUACGAUAGUAUGAAAUGACUCAGG